Gracilinanus agilis (Agile Gracile Mouse Opossum) is the source of this 1918-nucleotide messenger RNA. RefSeq names its product solute carrier family 49 member 4 (gene SLC49A4). NCBI's taxonomy places the organism in Eukaryota, Metazoa, Chordata, Mammalia, Didelphimorphia, Didelphidae. Gene Ontology annotation, cellular component: intracellular membrane-bounded organelle; membrane. Gene Ontology annotation, molecular function: transmembrane transporter activity. The transcript has 9 exons. Gene Ontology annotation, biological process: transmembrane transport. The record is from RefSeq and is a predicted model, not a curated record. The coding region runs from base 185 to 1666 and encodes 493 amino acids.
CGCUGCGCAGGCGCGUGAACAAGACUCCGGGAGCCGGGCUCGUUUGCGUCCCUGAGCUAAGGAGGGAGGAGGGAAGGAGCGAGCUCCGCCGCCUCCGGCUCUGGCCGUCAGUCUGUGUGAUCAGGGUAGGGCAAGGCGAAGGGGGGACCCGGCUUUGAGGGUGAGCACCCGGCCCCACGCCGCCAUGGGCUCCAGUUGGAGCAUCUCAGGGGAGGAGGAAGAGGAGCGGCGGCCGCUAUUGCGGCCCGGACCUGGGGUGGGCGCUGGGGCGGCCGGGAGGAGCCGGGAUCCGACUGCGGAGCGGCCAGCGGUAGCUCCGGCGGUGCCAGCGGUGCCGGUGCAGGUCUUAGCCGGGCCUGCGCGCGUGUACGGGCGUCGCUGGCUCGUACUGCUGCUCUUUUCGUUGCUGGCCUUCCUGCAGGGCCUGGUAUGGAACACCUGGGGCCCCAUCCAGAACUCGGCUCGCCGGGCCUAUGGCUUCUCCAGCUGGGACAUCGCGCUGCUUGUGCUCUGGGGACCCAUCGGCUUCGUGCCCUGUUUCGCCUUCAUGUGGUUGCUGGACAAGAGAGGUCUCCGAGUAACUGUGCUACUGACAUCCUUUCUUAUGGUUUUGGGAACGGGUCUAAGAUGCAUACCUGUAUCAUCAGACAUUGUGAUUAAAAAAAGAUUGAUCCAUGGAGGACAGCUGCUCAAUGGAUUAGCAGGUCCAACAGUAAUGAAUGCUGCUCCAUUCCUGUCAACCACAUGGUUUUCUGCAGACGAACGAGCGACUGCUACAGCAAUUGCCUCCAUGCUCAGCUACCUUGGUGGUGCUUGUGCAUUUCUAGUUGGGCCUCUUAUUGUUCCAGCUCCUAAUGAAACCUCACAUCUACUUACCUCAGAAAGUAACAGCAUCCAUAUUAAGGAUCGUAUAGAGAUGGUAUUAUAUGCAGAAUUUGGAAUUGUAUGUCUGACGUUUUUUGCAGCAGUCGUCUAUUUCCCAACACGGCCUCCAUUUCCUCCAAGCGUGGCUGCAGCAAGCCAGCGACUAAGUUACAGACGGAGUUUCUGUAGGCUCUUAAGCAAUUUGAGAUUUCUGAUGAUAGCUUUAGCCUAUGCUAUACCUUUAGGUGUAUUUGCCGGCUGGUCUGGAGUUCUGGAUUUAAUUUUAACACCAGUUCAUGUCAGCCAAGUAGAUGCUGGCUGGAUUGGAUUUUGGUCUAUAGUUGGAGGCUGCAUUGUUGGAAUAGCUAUUGCAAGGUUUGCAGAUUUUAUCAGAGGCAUGCUGAAGCUAAUCCUUCUGUUACUGUUUUCUGGAGCUACGCUUUCAUCCACUUGGUUUACCCUGACCUGCUUGAACACCAUUACUCACCUGCCUUUAACUACAGUGACAUUGUACGCCUCCUGUAUUCUGCUGGGAGUAUUCUUGAAUAGCAGCGUUCCCAUCUUCUUUGAGCUUUUUGUGGAAACUGUCUACCCAGUUCCAGAAGGAAUUACUUGUGGAGUUGUUACCUUCUUAAGUAAUAUGUUCAUGGGAGUGCUUUUAUUUUUUCUCACAUUUUAUCAUACAGAGUUGUCUUGGUUCAACUGGUGCCUUCCUGGGUCAUGUUUGCUCAGUCUGCUCCUCAUUUUGUGCUUCAGGGAAUCCUAUGAUAGACUCUACCUUGAUGUUGUUGUUUCAGUCUGAGAGCCCAGACUGGGAGGGAUUUACAGAGACUGGCCAUCACUACAGCAUACCAGACAUUUGCUUGGAAUUGCACAACUAAAUGGAGGGGGAAGAGAAGAGAUUAAACUCUCGGAGAUUUUAUUAGGGUACAGAUUUUUAUUUUUAUGUUUAUUUAAUUACUACUAGGUAACAAUAAUGCAGGACUUGAGUGGUAAUAGAUGAUUUUUAAAUAUAUCUGUUUGACAUACAGAUGCCUGAAUCUUGGACUAGAGG